This is a messenger RNA of Notolabrus celidotus (New Zealand spotty), 7630 nucleotides long. It is a transcript of the gene nlk2, whose product is annotated as nemo-like kinase, type 2. Gene Ontology annotation, molecular function: ATP binding; MAP kinase activity. Gene Ontology annotation, biological process: protein phosphorylation; intracellular signal transduction. Bases 1174 to 2793 code for a protein of 539 amino acids. NCBI's taxonomy places the organism in Eukaryota, Metazoa, Chordata, Actinopteri, Labriformes, Labridae. The transcript is spliced from 11 exons. Gene Ontology annotation, cellular component: cytoplasm; nucleus. The record is from RefSeq and is a predicted model, not a curated record.
AGUUGUUUAUCUGAAGGAGUCGGUUCUAAGAGCCGACUCGUUGGUGAUUCCCUCCUCUCCAGUAAUCUCAGGGCCGAGUCUCUGAGGUUUUGUUCACCAUGUUGGAGGAACUGUCUCUCCUGGUCCUCCUGUGACCGACCCUCUACUCCAGGCAGCGGCUCUCCCGAAGCUCCACAGACCGACAAAGUCGCUCCUCAGCCCGGCAGCGGCUCCUCCUGCAGCCGGCUCACUAAUGGAAGGACUCGAGCUCUGAUUUCAGGAAUAACACAGAUUAGCUCCAAGCUGUCAGGACUGUCUCCUGUCUCCUGUCUCCUGGCAGCAGCAGGAGGACUGAUCCCGCACUAACAGGAUCCACUUGUCCCCGCAUUGUGGUCUCGCCUCCCCGGAUGUGUCUCUGCGGGGGGUCGGGGACACACACACCGAGCUCCGGGCUGCUGUUCCUGGGGGAGACAGGUUCUGUUCUGGAGGACUGGUCCCGUGUUCUGAGUCAUGGCGGAGGAUCCGGGUCAGUCCGGCUGAUGGGGGUUCGGGAGCGCGGCUCGGUCUGAUAGUAUGUGAGGCCUGUGCUGUGGUUUAGUGUCCUGGGCUGGAAACCUCCUCUGAACCGGAUCAGCAGCCUUAAUCAGGGCCCGCAGAUUACAGGGAGGAUUCUGGACUCGGUUUAGUGGGGUAGAUGCCGUGCGGAGCCCCGGAUCCAGAUCAGAGCGCGAGGAAAACUUGGACUGUGUUGAAGAUGGACGCGCUGCCCCCCAUGUGACAGACUUUAGAUCUCAGGCUCAUCACAGGGAGGGGGGCACCUCCACCAUGAGGGACAUCUAGGGCCAACAGUCUGUCUUCUCUAAGGGGGGCCGGUUCAGUGUUCUGGUUCUCCCUAUAGAUGCUGGGCUGCAGCAGCCUGAUGCUGAGCAGGCAGAGACAUUUACAGGAAGUGGGUCAGAUCCUGGUUGGCAUUAUGAUAAGGAGGGACUCCCCGCAGACCCAGAGUAGCUGUUGUUGGACCAUUUAAAGCUGAGACCUGGUUUCUUGUUGCAGAGACCUGGUUCCUACAUGUGUGUAGUGGUCUUGUUGUAGAUACCUGGUUCCUACAUGUGUGUGUAGUGGUCUUGUUGCAGAGACCUGGUUCCUGUGUGGGUAGUGGUCUUGUUGCAGCUCUCAUCCCUCAAACAUCAGUUUAUGUCUCUUUGCCGUGCAGCAGCUUCUAAUGUUACAAACAUGAUGGCUGCUUAUAACGGCGGCUCCUCAGCUGUGGCUGCCCAUCACCCGCAUCACCACCACCACCAGCUGCAGCACCUCCCGCCCCCCCACAUGCACCACCACCACCACCAGGGCCAGCACCACCUGCAGCACCCGGGCCCUGCCGCCGCCGUGCACACGGUCCAGCAGCCCGGAUCCACAGGGGCGGCUGCGGCGGUGAUGAUGCUGAACCCCGGACAGCAGCAGCCCUACUUCCCCUCCCCGGCCCCAGGACAGGCCCCAGGGCCAGCAGCGGCUGUGGCUCCUGCACAGGUCCAAGCUGCUGCUGUCAAGGCUCACCACCAUCAUCAUCAUCAUCAUCAACCUCAACAACAACAACAUCAUCAGCAGCAGCAGCAACAGCACCUCCUCCCGCAGCAGCUCGACAUAGAGCCCGACAGACCCAUCGGAUACGGAGCCUUCGGGGUGGUCUGGUCGGUGACGGACCCGCGAGACGGGAAGCGAGUAGCCCUCAAAAAGAUGCCCAAUGUCUUCCAAAACCUGGUUUCCUGUAAGAGGGUUUUCAGGGAGCUGAAGAUGCUGUGUUUCUUCAAACAUGAAAACGUGCUCUCUGCUUUGGACAUCCUGCAGCCUCCACACAUCGACUACUUUGAAGAAAUAUAUGUGGUGACUGAACUGAUGCAGAGUGACCUCCAUAAGAUCAUCGUAUCACCGCAGCCUCUGAGCUCAGACCACGCCAAAGUGUUCCUCUACCAGAUCCUACGAGGUCUGAAGUACCUUCACUCUGCCGGCAUCCUGCAUCGAGACAUCAAACCUGGAAACUUGCUGGUCAACAGCAACUGUGUGCUAAAGAUCUGUGACUUCGGCCUGGCUCGGGUGGAGGAGUCAGACGAGUCACGCCACAUGACUCAGGAAGUGGUGACGCAGUACUACCGCGCUCCGGAGAUCCUCAUGGGCAGCCGACACUACUCCAACUCCAUCGAUAUCUGGUCCGUGGGCUGCAUCUUUGCCGAGCUGCUGGGCCGACGCAUCCUCUUCCAGGCCCAGAGCCCCAUCCAGCAGCUGGAUUUAAUCACGGACCUGUUGGGGACUCCGUCGAUGGAGGCGAUGAGGACGGCGUGUGAAGGAGCUCGAGCUCACAUCCUCAGAGGGCCUCACAAACAGCCUUCCCUCCCGGUUCUCUACACUCUGUCUAGCCAGGCGACUCAUGAAGCGGUCCACCUCCUCUGCAGGAUGCUGGUGUUUGAUCCUUCUAAGAGGAUUUCAGCGAAGGAUGCUCUGGCUCACCCGUACCUGGACGAGGGUCGUCUGCGUUACCACACCUGCAUGUGUAAAUGCUGCUACACCACGUCGUCCGGCCGCGUCUACACCAGUGACUUCGAGCCCGUCACCAACCCCAAGUUUGACGACGGCUUUGAGAAGAACCUGAGCUCCGUGAGACAGGUCAAAGAGAUCAUCCAUCAGUUCAUCCUGGAGCAGCAGAAGGGGAGUCGAGUGCCGCUCUGCAUCAACCCUCAGUCGGCUGCUUUUAAAAGCUUCAUCAGCUCCACUGUGGCUCAGCCCUCUGAGAUGCCUCCGUCUCCGCUGGUGUGGGAAUAACUGCUGCUGACCCGGGAACAACGUCUGCGUAGCAUUUCACUGGAGAGCAGGACUCACCUGCAGGACCCACCUGCAGGACUCACCUGCAGGACCCACCUGCAGGACUCACCUGCAGGACCCACCUGCAGGACUCACCUGCAGGACCCACCUGCAGGACCCACCUGCAGGACCCACCUGCAGGACUCACCUGCAGGUCUGCUGAAACUCAUGAAGAGAAUCCACUGAUCGUUUAUAUGAGUGUGUGUGUGUGUGUGUGUGUGUGUGUGUGUGUGUGUGUGUGUGUGUGUGUGUGUGUGUGUGUGUGUGUGUGUGUGUGUGUGUGUGUGUGUGUGAGAUCUAAACUCUCGACCAAACCCUGAAUGUGUGUGUGGACCGUGUGUGGACCGUGUGUCCCACUGCAGAGUCUCUGAGUCUCUCGCUGAAUGAAGUUUAUAAUAUUUAUAUUAUUACAGAUUAAAGAGUCUAUUGAACCCGAGCUGACGGAACCCUCAGAGAUGAUCCAGAGACCGAGUCUGGAUCAUCUCUGAUCAGGACCUGGCUCCUUAAGUCCACGCCCUCCCUCACCUGCGCAGGUGAACCAAAUCCAAACUCUGAUUCAGACAAUCGAUUGUAAACGUGUUCGGAGGCUGAAGGAAGCGGAGCGAUCCCUUCAUGGAUCAGAGUCACCGUCGGCCAUCUUUAAAGAUCAGGAGCCUCAAGUGUAAACUUGUUAACGCUCAGACUGAGUCUGUGGACCAUCAGUCUCUGAGUGAACAUCAUGCUGUGAUGGAGACCCCCAUCAGUGUUCUCUGAGGAGGACUGUGUUCUGCUCUGGUUGCCCCCUGCUGGACGGCAGAGGGGCUGCAGGUUAAAGUGCUAUGAUGAUUGGACAGUUCAGAAGCUCAGGGCGGAGCUACUCCGCUCUCUAUGAGACCUCAGAUGUCCUGUAGACCUCAUACGUCCUGUAGACCUCAGACAUCCUGUAGACCACAGACGUCCUGUAGACCUCAGACAUCUAAAGAAACAUCCUGAGAGGUUCUGAAAGAGAGCAGAGCUGAGACCGAUCAGAGUCUUGAUCAUAGUCUUGAUCAGAGUACUAAUCAGAAUAUUGAUCAGAGUAUUGAUCAGAGUGUCGAUCAGAGUACCGAUGAAAGUAUUGAUCAGUCUUGAUCAGAGUCUUGAUUAGAGUGCUGACGAGAGUCUUGAUCAGAGUCUUGAUCAGAGUCUUGAUCAGAGUAUUGAUGAGAGUCUUGAUGAGAGUCUUGAUCACAGUCUUGAUCACAGUCUUGAUCAGAGUCUUGAUCAGAGUCUUGAUCAGAGUCUUGAUCAGAGUCUUGAUCAGAGUAUUGAUCAGAGUUUUGAUUGAGGGAUACGUUAUGAUGAAUGUGUGGUUUAUUCCCGAGGCUCCUCUCCGUCACUGUGUCGUCUGACCCCGCUCACACGCUCGUCUCCGCGCUACAUGAAGGAGAGCUGAAGGCUUCAGACUGAAGGGAAGAGGAGCUCCUCUGUCUCUCCAUGUGGGUGGCCAUGACACUACCUGUGCUGACACUGAGUUUUAUUUUGAAGGGCUGUGCUGCUCUUCAUGUGUGCCUCCUGACUGUAACUCUCUGAGCACGUUUACCCCCAAAGACAGACUCACUGAGCUUCACCCAUCCUCCUGACGCGGCUCAUGAUUACAGAGACACGGUGAGGUCUGCAGGAGGAUGCAGAGACGGUCUGGGUCUGACAGCCGCAGUGAGAAGUCUAACGAGAGAGAGUAACUGUGAGGAAAUAUUUUCAUCUCUGAAGUAUUUAUACUUUUGAAAAACCGGAGGCUGCAGAGAGACCAGCAGGUUCAUGGAAAGCCUCAGUUUUUAUGGAGCGUGCUCUGCGCAUGACGGUUGAUCUGAUGGCGUGGUCUCUCGUCCGUCUCCUCUGGUUCUGCUUCCUGUUUGAGUUCAAGACGGUCCUCUCAGACCCAGACUGUCGAGAUCCUCAGACUCUCAGCUCGUUGUAGUUCGAAAGAUGAAGUCAAACUGUUGUCCCGAGUCACAGAGGUGGUCUAACCAGCAGACCGGUCUAACCAGCAGACCGGUCCUCUGCAGCGGUCCGUUCUGUCGUCCGUGCGUCUCUCAGCUCACAGGAUGAAGCCCGUAGCAUACGCUGUGAUGCUGACGCAGCUCUAACGCGUCCCGCUGCUCGUGAACACGGGGUGCAGAAAGCUUUGAAGUAAAUGAUUUAAUAUAUUUUUAGAUCUGUUCCUGUCGUACGGCAUGCUCGCUCUCAGCCUGUAAAUAUGUGACAUACACCCUGAACACAGACACUGUAUAGAAAUUGUAUUAGCCUGCACAUUUGGAAGGCUGUGAAGUUGAUUUUAUUUUUAAAACUUGCAAACAAAUGUAUAUAUUUUCUUGAUUUGUACCCCGGGCUGGGCUCUGUGGGGGGGGCGGCCUGAGCCAUGAGCGGACGCUGGGGGUGGGAUCACAGGAGCACUGUGUGAAUAUGUACAUAAAGGACUCGCCGUGUUGGUCUCUACCUCUGGAGCUCUAAUCUUGGCUUUGUUUACCCCCACGCCGUUUCACUUCCUGUGGGGAUUCAUCUCAAACACUUGAAUGUCUAUUCAAGCUUUUAUACUGAAAGGUUAAAACAGACUUCCCCUCUCUGUCCUACGGAGUCUCAGGAGGGACAAAAACAAACAAACAGAAUAAACAAAUAAACAUCAGUGGAGAGAGUAAACAAACAAACACCAGAGGAGUGAGAAAACAAACAAACAUCAUAGGAGGAGAGAGUAAACAAACAAACAUCAGAAUAAACAAACAAACAUCAGAGUAAACAAACAAACAUCAGAAGAGGAGAGAGUAAACAAAAACAUCAGAGGAGAAAGUAAGCAAACAAACAUCAGAGUAAACAAACAAACAUCAGAAUAAACAAACAAACAUCAGAGUAAACAAACAAACAUCAGAAGAGGAGAGAGAAAACAAAAACAUCAGAGGAGAAAGUAAGCAAACACACAUAAGAGUAAACAAACAAACAUCAGAGGAGUGAGAAAACAAACAAACAUCAGAUGAGAGAAAAAACAAAUAAACAUCAGAAUAAACAAACAAGCAAUCAUCAGAGUAAACAAACGUCAAACACUAGAAUAAACAAACAUACAUCAGAGGAGGAGAGAGUAUCAAACAAACAUCAGAGUAAACAAACAAACAAACAAACACCAGAGUAAACAAACAAACAUCAGAAGAGGAGAGAGUAAACAAAAAAACAUCAGAAUAGAAAGUAAGCAAACAAACAUCAGAGGAGGAGAGUAAACAAACAAAGAUAGAUCUCAGAUAUUCUUAGCAGUCUCAGUCAGUCUUCAUCUUGGUUCCCUGCGCCCCUCUGGGACUCCGUACCCCCCUCUCUCUUCCUCUCUCUCCCUCUCUCCCUCUCUCUCUCUCUCUCUCUCUCUCUCUCUCUCUCUGUCUCUCUGUCUAUCCCUCUCUCUCUCUCCAGGUGUGAAGCGUCCACCUGACGUUGAAUGAUGUUUGUCCUCAGUCCUUCAGAUAGCCUGACUGUUAGUCCAUCUUCACUCUUUGAUAGAUCAGACCUGACGUGGAGGGAGAGUCAGCCAGAGAGCGGCUGUGUUCAAAGAUCAGCGUCCAUUCAAAGCUUCUUCAUCUUCUUCUUCUUCUCCCAGAGAUAAGAGCUGUCUGACUCCGCCCCCUCUUCCUGCUCUCUGUGACUCUAAGGCUGUUUUCAAAACCUCCUACUAUACUAGCAGUACGUACUGAUUUGGCCAAAAUUCAGUAUGUAAUAAGCAGUAAGUGAACGAGGGGAAAAUCUGCAGUAUGCCAAAACUCCCCGGAUGUCUACUGAUUCGGGAAAACAUGUCAGUGUGCAUCGGACCAGUCUGCCUCACGUACUGUUUCCCACAAUGCACAGCGCUCGUUACGCUUUUUCUUUUUCCUUCUUUUUUGGCGGGGGGGAACCGUUUUUGGGUGCUGUGAAAGUUAUUGAAUUCCAUAUUAACCACUUCUUAACUUCUUAAAUCCUAAGUGACGCUAAAGAAGCAGUUUCUCUAUCAGCUUGGUCGUUGUUUACUUCCGGAAAUCCAGUGACAUCUGACCCAGCAUGCUGCAUGACAGAUUGAACAGAACAGUCAGACUACAGACUGAACUCAAACGCAGUAUGUAGUAGUACCUACUGCAUACUACAUUAGUAGGUAUUAUGUAGCAGGCUGUUUCGAAAACAGCCUAAAUGUCUCAUUAGAACUCAUCAGUGUUUACUGGGGAGUUGCCCCCUGCUGGACGUCAGAGGGACUGCAGGGGUGAAACAGAGACAGCUCUUUCUCUUCCACGUCCUCUUCCUCGUCUUCUCUCUCUUCCUCUUCCUCUUCUCUGACCUGUAACGAUCAGCUGAUGAUCAGUUAUUGACCACAUGAUCUCUGACCCACCACCAUCAGCUGAUGAUCAGUUAUUGAUCAUUGAUUUCUGACCAGUCAGCAGCCUCUCUGUAGCAGAGGAGGCGUGCUGCGUGUGAACCUGAUGGAGUCUUCUCAGGAACGAACACAGCCCGCUCCGGUCCUGGCCCCAGUCCACGCUCCGGUCCUCGCUCCGGUCCUGGCCCAAGGCCUUGCCCCAGUCCUGGCUCCGGUCCUGGCCUCGCUCUCCCUCCUCGCCGCGUGGACUCUUUGUGUAGAUACUCCAGUUUCUAUGUUUCUUUGUGUUGGAAUGAAGUACUUGAAUCAACUCUUUUUAUUAAUGGUAGAGUUAUAACUGACUUUGUGUGAGACUAACCCUCGCAGCAACUACUGAACUCUUUGAUUCUAUCAUUGCUGUCCUAAACCUGUUUGUAUAUUUGAUGUUUUAAUCAGAUGUAAUUUGAAUAAAACUUAUAUACACAC